Messenger RNA from Silurus meridionalis, 2968 nucleotides. Its product is annotated as protocadherin gamma-C5-like. Gene Ontology annotation, biological process: homophilic cell-cell adhesion. Gene Ontology annotation, cellular component: plasma membrane. The record is from RefSeq and is a predicted model, not a curated record. Gene Ontology annotation, molecular function: calcium ion binding. Lineage: Eukaryota; Metazoa; Chordata; Actinopteri; Siluriformes; Siluridae. The transcript has a single exon. Bases 509 to 2968 code for a protein of 819 amino acids.
GUGGUGCUGAAUCCUCAGAGGUCAGAAGCCAUUCAUUCUCUAUUAACUUUCGACAAGCAUGUAUAUUUGUCUUUUUUUACAUCUUUUUUUAAACACUUGAUAAUUGUUUCAUCUUGGUUGAAAUUAUUUCAUUUGAGCGGACAACUAUCUGUGAAAUUACUGCAAUUCUACAAAAUUGUGACCUUCCAAAAGAUUUUCUCUGCACUCAAAAUAGCCAUGGUACAAUAUAUUAUUUUUAUUUACUCACUGCUCCUUUAAAAAGAAGAAUGUGCAAGCUAUGGUUCUAUUGGUGUGUUGAAAGCCAAUAGAAAGGCUUUACAGUACAAAGAGAUCCACUCCCUCCCCCUUUCUAUUGUCAGUACUCUCACCAGACGAGCUUCAGCCAAGAGCUGGGGACCUGCACGGAUUUCUCUGGCUAUUUGAUCAUUAGAAAAAUUAUACUUGUUAAUUACAUAUAUGCAAUGAGUCAAAAACGUGUAUAUCACGCGAGCAAGUGCAAAUAUUGGGAAUGGAGACCUUGAGGAUAAAAAUGCGGAGAAAAUGGUGGAUUGCCGGUCUGUUCUAUGCGUUUGCUGUGUGGAAUAUAACCGAGGCGCAAAUUCGCUACACAAUACCAGAGGAGCAAAUCGAGGGCACUGUUGUUGGAAACAUCGCAAAAGAUCUGGAUUUAAAAUUGUCUGACGUAUUUGAGCGGAAUGUACGGAUUGCUCUCGAGUCUGGUAAGCAGUAUUUUGGUGUGGAUCAAGCAAAAGGUGAGCUGGUUGUAAAGGAGAAAUUUGACAGGGAGAAUUUAUGCGGUCAAAAAGCCACUUGUAUUCUUACUCUGGAAGCUAUUGCAGAAAAUCCUUUACAGUUGUAUCGCUUUGAAAUAGAAAUUCAGGACAUUAAUGACAAUUCUCCAGUUUUUCAAAAUAAAGAAAGCACGUUAAAUAUUGCGGAGUCAACCGCGCCUGGUACAAGAUUGCGUUUGGAAUCAGCUCAUGAUCCUGAUGUGGGAUCAAACUCACUGCGCACUUACGCACUGAGCAAAAACGAUUAUUUUGCACUAGAUGUGAAAAUCGCUAAAGAUGGAUCUCGUGUGCCAGAGCUCGUAUUAGAAACAUCUUUGGACAGAGAAAAACAGUCAAUAGUCAGCCUCACACUCACUGCUUUAGAUGGCGGAAAACCUUCAAGAUCCGGUACAACAAAAAUAUCCGUUCGCGUCCUUGACUCAAAUGAUAACGCUCCCGUUUUUGAAAAAGCUCAAUAUGACGAGCAAAUCACAGAAAACACGGCCCCAGGAGCAGUAGUGUUUACUGUCAGAGCUACAGACCAGGAUGAAGGCGCAAAUAAAGAAAUAAACUAUUCGUUUGGUCCUCACACUCCAGACAUUAUCAGCAAUUUGUUUUCUGUUGAUCGAGUUAGUGGUGAUGUUAAAGUGAAAACUAAUAUAGACUACGAGACCGACAGGUCCUUUGAUUUUGAUAUCGUAGCCAGAGACAAAGGCAGUCCCCCAAUGGAAGGUGUGUGUAGUGUCCAUUUAGAUGUAUUAGAUAUGAACGAUAACGCACCAGAAAUUAUUUUAAUAUCUUCACCCAGUCCUGUCCGGGAAGAUGCUCCUGCUGGCACAGUGGUAGCUUUAAUAAGUGCCAAAGAUUUAGACAACGGUGAUAAUGCUAAGGUUACAUUGACGUUAUUACCCGGAACGCCAUUUUCCUUAAAAUCAUCUUUAUCAAAUCAUUACACAUUAAUUACAGAUCAGAAAUUGGACAGAGAAUCGCACUCUGCAUAUAAUGUUGAGAUUGUUGCUGCGGAUUCAGGAUCACCACAACUCACAUCUAAGCAAGAAAUACCCGUCAGUGUUGUAGAUGUAAACGAUAACACACCUGUUUUUACACAAUCGUCAUACGUUGUCCACGUGAAAGAAAACAGCGCUGCUGGAUCAAUAUUGUGUUCUGUGUCGGCUUCCGAUCUAGAUCAGGGCGAAAAUGCAAAAAUAUCUUAUUCACUUCUAGAUUCCAGAGUACUGGACUCGCCAUUGUCAUCUUAUAUCUACAUAAAUUCAGAUAACGGUAGUAUUUUUAGCAUGCACUCGUUUGAUCAUGAGAAGAUGAAAGUGUUUCAGAUACUGGUCCAAGCGAAAGAUCAUGGCUCUCCGACUCUGAGCAGUAAUACUACGGUUCAUGUUUUCAUUGUGGACCAGAACGACAACGCCCCUUCUGUGAUUUACCCCUCUGCACUCAUGGGCUCCGUCUCUCAUCAGAGGAUGCCCCGCUCCGCUAAAGCAGGACACCUCGUUACUAAAGUCACAGCAGUGGACGCUGACUCGGGCCAUAACGCCUGGAUUUCCUAUCGGCUAGCGGAGGCCACGGACGCGUCUCUCUUCACUGUGACUGUACAUACAGGAGAGGUGAGGACUAAGCGCUCUGUUUCAGAGCAGGAUGACUCCUCUCAGAGACUGAUUAUAGAGAUAAAGGACAACGGAGACCCUGGACAGUCCACCACAGUCACAGUGGAUAUACUUAUAGAGGACAGCUUUCAGGAACCAAUCUCAGACUUUAGACACAAAAACACAAAACCUGAGAAUAAAAGCAGCAAAAUCACAUUAUAUCUCAUCAUCGCUCUCGCCUCCGUUUCGUUGUUGUGUUUGCUGACAUUUUUUGUCUUGUUGGUCAAAUGUGCUCGAAGCAGUAGAGGCAGCUCGAGUUGCUGUAUCAGACAGAGCGAUUGUGAAUAUAAAAACCCAAAUAGGAACCUUCAGAUCCAGCUCAACACUGAUGGACCCAUUAAAUAUGUGGAGGUGCUGGGAGGAGACAUGAUGUCUCAGAGUCAGUCGUUCGGCUCCUAUCUGUCUCCAAUGUCCGAAUUCAGUGAUUUCACCCUCGUUAAACCCAGCAGUACCACAGACUUUACAAACACUUUGAGUGUGCUCGAUGCCUCAUUACCAGACAGCACGUGGACGUUUGAGAGUCAGCAGGUGAGAGUGUGA